Musa acuminata AAA Group (dessert banana) is the source of this 2124-nucleotide messenger RNA. RefSeq names its product photosystem I P700 chlorophyll a apoprotein A1-like. Gene Ontology annotation, molecular function: metal ion binding. The annotation marks the transcript as partial. Gene Ontology annotation, biological process: photosynthesis. Lineage: Eukaryota; Viridiplantae; Streptophyta; Magnoliopsida; Zingiberales; Musaceae. Gene Ontology annotation, cellular component: membrane; thylakoid. The transcript has a single exon. The record is from RefSeq and is a predicted model, not a curated record.
GUCCGUUGGGCACCUAAUCGUUAUGUCAUAAUAGAUCCGAACACUUGCCUCGGAUUGACUUCAAUAUCAUAAUUGCUCUAGUGAAUAACUAAAUAAAAUAGAUGGAUGGGAGAUAGGAAAGAAAGGUACUAAUCAUAACAUAAAUAAAAUAGCUAUCUUUCAGAGGUUCACUAAAAACUGUUGGCGGGUCUCUUUGUAUGUGUUGUCCGGAAAGAGGAGGACUUAAUGAUUAUUCGUUCGCCGGAACCAGAAGUGAAAAUUGUUGUAGAUAGGGAUCCCAUAAAAACGUCUUUCGAGGAAUGGGCCAGACCCGGCCAUUUCUCAAGAACAAUAGCUAAGGGCCCUGAUACUACCACUUGGAUCUGGAACCUACAUGCUGAUGCUCACGAUUUCGAUAGUCAUACCAGUGAUUUGGAGGAGAUCUCUCGAAAAGUAUUUAGUGCUCAUUUUGGUCAACUCUCCAUUAUCUUUCUUUGGCUGAGUGGCAUGUACUUCCAUGGCGCUCGUUUUUCCAAUUAUGAAGCAUGGCUAAGUGAUCCUACUCACAUUGCACCCAGUGCCCAGGUAGUUUGGCCAAUAGUAGGUCAAGAAAUAUUGAAUGGUGAUGUGGGUGGAGGUUUCCGAGGAAUACAAAUAACCUCCGGGUUUUUUCAGAUUUGGCGAGCAUCUGGAAUAACUAGUGAAUUACAACUCUAUUGUACCGCCAUUGGCGCAUUGGUCUUUGCAUCGUUAAUGCUUUUUGCUGGUUGGUUCCAUUAUCACAAAGCCGCCCCCAAAUUGGCUUGGUUCCAAGAUGUAGAAUCUAUGUUAAAUCACCACUUAGCGGGGUUACUAGGACUUGGGUCUCUUUCUUGGGCGGGACACCAAAUCCAUGUAUCUUUACCGAUUAACCAAUUUCUCGACGCUGGAGUUGAUCCUAAAGAGAUACCGCUUCCUCAUGAAUUUAUCUUGAAUCGGGACCUUUUGGCUCAACUUUAUCCCAGUUUUGCCGAGGGAGCAACCCCCUUUUUCACCUUGAAUUGGUCAAAAUACGCGGAAUUUCUUACUUUUCGCGGAGGAUUGGACCCAAUAACAGGUGGUCUAUGGCUGACCGAUAUUGCACACCAUCAUUUAGCUAUUGCAAUUCUUUUCCUGAUCGCUGGUCAUAUGUAUAGAACCAACUGGGGCAUUGGUCAUAGCAUUAAAGACAUUUUAGAGGCUCAUAAAGGUCCAUUUACAGGCCAGGGCCAUAAAGGACUCUAUGAAAUCCUAACAACGUCGUGGCAUGCUCAAUUAUCUCUUAACCUGGCUAUGUUAGGCUCUUUAACCAUUAUUGUAGCUCACCAUAUGUAUUCCAUGCCUCCCUAUCCAUACCUAGCUAUUGACUAUGGUACACAACUUUCGUUGUUCACACAUCACAUGUGGAUCGGUGGGUUUCUCAUAGUUGGUGCUGCUGCACAUGCAGCAAUUUUUAUGGUAAGAGAUUACGAUCCAACUACUCGAUACAACGAUCUAUUAGAUCGUGUCCUUAGACACCGCGAUGCAAUCAUAUCACAUCUUAACUGGGCAUGUAUAUUUCUGGGUUUUCACAGUUUUGGCUUGUAUAUUCAUAAUGAUACCAUGAGCGCUUUAGGGCGUCCACAAGAUAUGUUUUCAGAUACCGCUAUACAAUUACAACCCAUCUUUGCUCAAUGGGUACAAAACACCCAUGCUUUAGCACCCGGCAUAACAGCUCCUGGUGCAACAGCAAGUACCAGCUUAACUUGGGGAGGUGGUGAGUUGGUAGCAGUAGGCGGCAAAGUAGCUUUGUUACCUAUUCCAUUAGGAACCGCAGACUUCUUAGUCCAUCAUAUUCAUGCAUUUACGAUCCACGUGACUGUAUUGAUACUACUGAAAGGUGUUCUAUUUGCUCGCAGUUCCCGUUUGAUACCUGAUAAAGCAAAUCUUGGUUUUCGUUUUCCUUGUGAUGGACCUGGAAGAGGGGGGACAUGUCAAGUAUCUGCCUGGGAUCAUGUCUUCUUAGGUCUAUUCUGGAUGUACAAUGCGAUUUCCGUAGUUAUUUUCCAUUUCAGUUGGAAAAUGCAGUCGGAUGUUUGGGGUACUAUAAGUGAUCAAGGGGUAGUAACUCAUAUUACAGGAGGAAAC